GUGCUCUCGGCGGAGAGUUAGAGGAGUUGCCGAGCCCGGUUCUGGUGGCAGCGGGGCGCGGAGCUGGGUGCGCGCCGAGCCUCUGCCUCCCGCCGCCUCCUCGCCCUCCAUUCCGCUCUCCCCGCCUUCCCCGGGCCUUGCCGCUGCCAUCGCCUCCCUGGGAACGGUAGCCGGGGGCGAGGGGCUGGCGCGGCCGGAGCGGGCGGGGAGGCGCGGGGCGCCAGGGCGUAGAGGCGAGCGCGCCCGGCCCUGCCCGGGAUCAGAUAACAGCCGGCGGGGGAGGGGGUGGGCCGGCCGCGCUCCCAGCCGGACGGAGGGACGGACGCCAGCCGCGCCGGCCAGAGCGAGCGCCCCGCGGCCGGGGGCGCCGUCCAGGCGCGCGCCCCCGACCCGUGGCUGAACCGGGGAGAUCGGCGCCCCACACUGACGCGCCCCUUGGCAUGGAGCGCCCCCGGGGGCUGCCCUGAGGCGGCGGCGGCGAUGCAGCCAGCGCGGCGGCUGCCGGGGCCAGGAACGGCCGCCCGGAGCUCGGAGGACGCGGAGCGCGCCGCGCCCGGGGCACUGACCGAGGGUCUUCUAGCAACUGCUUCCUCUCCAGCUGGUGCCUGGGAAAUGGCAACUGCUGCUAACACAGACUUGAAGACAGCCACUUGCCCCCUCAGCACCGUUACUUAGAAGAUAGGAUUCAAGAGGCCUCGAGCCGCUCAGAGCCCCAGUUGGAGCAGCCAUGACCCGCUGGACAUCCCUCCAGGCCUCCAGGCCACAUAAACCUGCCCCCUGCGAUCCGGUGGCCUCCCGCCGGCAUCUAAGUACCCCGAGCCUGGCCACCUGUGCCUGGAGGGGCCAGGAACCCGGGGCUGAGCCAUCUUCUCGGCGCAGUCUCCGGGGUCCCCACAAUCGCCGGCUCCCUGCCUCCUGGGCUGGGCAGAAGCAGCAUCCACCAUUACAGCCUCAGGCCUCAGCUCCUCAGACCCAUGGAGACGCCCCACCCGGAGCCGGCCUGGGGGCGAGCCAGGGCCCCCCCACCCCCGGGAUGACCUCGGCCGGCAGGGCCAACCCCUACAGUAUCGUGUCAUCAGAGGAGGACGGGCUGCACCUGGUCACCAUGUCGGGCGCCAACGGCUUCGGCAACGGCAAGGUGCACACGCGGCGCAGGUGCCGGAACCGCUUCGUCAAGAAGAACGGCCAGUGCAACAUUGAGUUCGCCAACAUGGAUGAGAAGUCGCAGCGCUACCUGGCCGACAUGUUCACCACGUGCGUGGACAUCCGCUGGCGCUACAUGCUGCUCAUCUUCUCGCUGGCCUUCCUCGCCUCCUGGCUGCUGUUCGGUGUCAUCUUCUGGGUCAUCGCCGUGGCCCACGGCGACCUGGAGCCGGCAGAGGGCCGCGGCCGCACGCCCUGCGUGAUGCAGGUCCACGGCUUCAUGGCGGCCUUCCUCUUCUCCAUCGAGACGCAGACCACCAUCGGCUACGGGCUGCGCUGUGUGACCGAGGAGUGCCCCGUGGCCGUCUUCAUGGUGGUGGCGCAGUCCAUCGUGGGCUGCAUCAUCGACUCCUUCAUGAUCGGCGCCAUCAUGGCCAAGAUGGCUCGGCCCAAGAAGCGGGCACAGACGCUGCUGUUCAGUCACAACGCCGUGGUGGCCCUGCGCGACGGCAAGCUCUGCCUCAUGUGGCGCGUGGGCAACCUGCGUAAGAGCCACAUCGUGGAGGCCCACGUGCGGGCCCAGCUCAUCAAGCCGAGGGUCACCGAGGAGGGCGAGUACAUCCCACUGGACCAGAUCGACAUCGAUGUCGGCUUCGACAAGGGCCUCGACCGCAUCUUCCUCGUGUCACCCAUCACCAUCCUGCACGAGAUCGACGAGGCCAGCCCGCUGUUUGGCAUCAGCCGGCAGGACCUGGAGACAGAUGACUUCGAGAUCGUGGUCAUCCUGGAGGGCAUGGUGGAGGCCACGGCCAUGACCACGCAGGCCCGCAGCUCCUACCUGGCCAACGAGAUCCUGUGGGGCCACCGCUUUGAGCCUGUCCUCUUUGAGGAGAAGAACCAGUACAAGAUCGACUACUCCCACUUCCACAAGACCUACGAGGUGCCCUCCACACCCCGCUGCAGCGCCAAGGACCUGGUGGAGAACAAAUUCCUGCUUCCCAGUGCCAACUCCUUCUGUUACGAGAACGAGCUGGCCUUUCUGAGCCGUGAUGAGGAGGACGAGGCAGACGGAGACCAGGAUGGCCGCAGCCCCCAGGCCCGGCAUGACUUUGAUAGACCCCAGGCCGGUGGCGGUGGCGGUGGCGGCGGCGGCGGCCUCGAGCAGCGGCCCUACAGACGGGAGUCAGAGAUCUGAGCCGCCAUCGGCCAACAUGCAGCAUCCGCCCCGCCAGGGAGAGGCCCGGCGUCCCGCAAGGGCCCCGGGUUUGAGCAGAACGGGCCAGGUGCCCCGGUUGCAGACUCAGUAGCGUUUUAGAUGUUUUAUGUUUCUUCACAGUGGCCUGGCAAGGUUGGCGGGAGAGUGGGCGGCCAGUGGGCUGCCCCUGGCCUCAGGGGCCAGAGCAGGUGCAGGGACAGGGAGGUGGCCUCUCGGGGUCCAGGCCAGGAGCCGGGGGCUUCUGCCUGAGGCUAGAACUGCAGCCUGCCUGGAAACGGCUCCACAGCCACCCAGCCUCUGUGGGCGAAGGCUGGCAGGCUGCAGUGCGCCUCGCUGGUUUUUAACUUGGGGAGAAACACCAGUUUUGGCUUUCUCAACCUUAGCUUGAGUAAGACUGUUUACAAAAAAAAAAUAAUAAUAAUAACACGUGAUUGAAAACAAUUUACUUUGUGGGGGUUAUAAGAAAGGACAGUUAGAAUCCCACUAGUCUGCUGAGAUGGAAGCAGUCAGAUGGAGGCUCCACGAGGUUCCCUGAGGCCGAACAGGCCUCUCCUCUGCGAAGGCGGGUGCGUGCCGGGCGGCACAUCCGCAAGGGCGAGCGCGGUGCCCACCCGUGGUUCUUCAUGCUCACGGGCGCGUUAGAUGACGUUUGCGAUAGAAAACCAAGACCAUGUGAAUGACCGUAAUAAAAGCUUUCCGGUAGAGGUGGUACGGGUAGGGGCUGGGAAAAAACCAGUUUGAGCUUUUUGAGUUUGACUUUUGUACCUUAGAGGUGCGUCUCAGGGCUGGAUAUGGGAUCUGCCUGCCGUGGAGGGUCCGCUCUCCCCCCACCCGCCAGAUUUUCCUGUUUUACUUUUCUCUCCUUUUCUGCCCAGUAGCCCCCACCCCUUCCACAGUGAGGGAUACUUGGAAAACGUUGGAGGAGAUGGCCCCGUGGGAAGGGAGGCCGGGUUCCCAGACUACAAGGAAGCAGAUCAGCCCCGUUCCCACGGGACCCCAGUGAGUCGUGCCUUAGAGACCCGGGUGGGCCAGCUCCGGUUGUUUCUGUUCUUAUCAGACUCGCCCCUCCUCCCAGCCGCCCCUGACUCCACCGUGAAGUCCCCACCAGCCUGUCUGCAGAGGCUGGGCCGUCCUGGUGCUCUCUGCACACCUGGGGCAGCACGGGCUGUACUCUGCUGCUGAACGGCAGAGGAAUCGUCUUAGAAAAGGUGUGGCAUCGUCAGCAGAGAUGACUGAGGGUGGCACAUGCAUCCAGGCACCCUCGUCAGGAAGGGGUUUGGGGCACUGGGCUCUGUUGGCCCAGAGCAGGCCCCUGGACCAGGAGCUGCCCAGUGUGGGCUUGCUCUUGGUGGAGGACACAGAUGGCAGAGAUGGAGCUGGGGCCCUUUCCAGGACAGCUGAGAAUGUUGUCCUCCCAAAUAACCAGGCCUGGAAGGAAGUCCUUAAUUAGAAAGCCCAUGUGUGUCUCCCCAGCCUGCCUGUCUAGGCCACUCCAAUCCGCGUCCCCCAAGACAGCCAGGCACCAAGGACUCUGGCCCAAGUGGGGAAACAGGUAGGGUGCAAGGUCACCCAGUGAGUGGGUGGGUCCUGGGAGGCAGGGAGAGGCCGGGGCGGGGGGGGGGGGGGCUGGGCUGGGGGCCCUUGCCUUUUCUCUCCUUCUCCAGCCCCCCAGGGAAGCCGGAGACCUGGCCUGCAGUCAGAGGCCAUGGAGGGUCUGUGCACGAGCUGUCAGUUCCCACCCAUAGACACCCUGGGCCCGUGCCCUCAGGUGCGCCUGACUCCUAGCAUCCUGCCCUAGCCUCAGGCCCCACCCUCAUUUCUGGCUGGGAUGAUUCAGGCCGCGGAGGCAGCUCUUUCCUCUCAGGAUCUGCUGGAGGGACCUCAGCUCCUUCUCAGCCCAGGGCCUGGCUUCCAGAGCCGGCUUUCUCCAUUUGAGCCCUGGGGCUCGAGGGUGGAGUUGAUGCGGGAGGGCUUACCUACCCACCCCCGCCCAGGUUGUCAGGGAGCCAGGGAGGGACGAGGUGGUCCUGGUCACUUGGGGCUGGCAUAGGAGCCUGCAUUCUGCUGUGCCCAGUAGCUGGAGAUCUUUCCCGGGCCGGGUGUGUCCGGCUUCCGCUCCCACCCUCCGGAGCAGGGGCCAGGGACUCUGGGUUCCCCCCAGGCCCUAGCCACCUCGGCUUGGUGCGCCUCCUCUCAGGCCUGUCCCCCUCCCGGGCCCACACCGGAUGGUUCAGCCCCAGACCCUGCGGGAGAGCAGCCCUGAUCUGCCUUUCAUCUCUUGCCAAAGGCAGAUGCUGCGUUUUCAAACUCUUCUGCCCUCUUUUUUUUUCCUCCCCUGUAUUUAUUUAUUUAUUUAUUGCUUGUGCUAAAGACCAAAAUAGUCUCCCUCUCUAGUGCACUUGAAACGGGAGGGUGGAUGGGAGGAGCCGUGUGUGUGCAGAGCAAGGAUUACGUGGUCCCUGGGAGUGUGUGCCGCGUGUGUGUGUGUGUGCGUGUGCCACCCAUGUUUGUGCAUGUGUGUGUGGCAUGUGGCAAGCACGUCAGUCCUCUGAGUGUGCCACAUGCCGUGCGUGGUGUGUGUGCUGAGCACAGGUGAGUGGGGAGCGUUUGUGCCCGUGUGUGUGGUCCGUGUGCCGUGCAGGUGUGCGUACCAAUCCGGUCCCUCCCUUGCCUUCCCCGGCACUGAGAUCUCCAAGGGGUUUCUUGACAGCCUGAACUAGGAGGUGUGGGGGUUGCAGUUGGCCCAGAAUGUGGCCUCUGACACCCUCCCGCCUGAGACACCGAGCCGCUUGUGUGGGAAAGGGGCCGUGCUGGCAGUGUGCUCAGGAGCGUGAGUGUGUGAGCCCCGAGUGUGGGAACUGACGUGGACAAUCAUCCCAUCUCAUCUCUGUUCAAGCAGACGUGUGCAGUCAUAGCUUUGCCUGAGUGCCCGGGUGUGCGGAUUCACCCCGUCAUGGGAGCGCCGUACAGGUGUGUGCGCAGGGCGAUCUCCACACGUGUGUGAAUCCGGGCUGAUGGCAUCCAUGCGGGAUGUGUACGCAUGCGUAUGCAGAUACACGCAGAGACUCGUGUGUGCGUUUACCCGUAGGCGUGGUUGUGGGUGUGCGUUCCAUACGUGGGCAUUGGUUUAACUGUUAGCCAGGCUGGAAGGCUGGGGACGCGCCGCCCAGGACGGAUGCCGGCUCUGGACGUGGGCACAUAGCUGAACGCAGUAGUCCUGCUGACCCCCUGCCCUGAUUGUGUCCGGAGGGGAAUGUGUGGAAUGUGCGUGCCGGAGGCUCCGAGGCAGUGUCUUCGUGUGUGCGUGAGUACAUGGCAUCCAAGGAUGGCCUAUGCGUGUGUGCAUUUGUCCCAGUGAACACGUAUGCACGUGUGGAGCAUUUGCGUGGCAGCUGGGCCAGGCUCUGUGAGCAGGGCUGGCGCCUGCCUGCUGGGGGCAGCGUGUAUGGGCACGUGUGAGCAUGUGCAGGUCCCAGGGGUGUGUGCACACGGAUGUCAGUGGAAAUGGUGUGUCUGUGCACGCUCGUGCGUGCUGCUAGGAACAUGCUGGCCGCCCCCCCGUGCCCUGCUGGUGCUGUGCCGCCCCGUCCCCGCCUGCUGAGGGUCCCGGUGGGGGCCGGGGGGGCGGGAGCGGGGUCCUGAUGGGAAGGAGGCCCCUGCACAGGGGUGUCUGCCCUGCGUGAGGUCAUAGAAUGUCAAAUCUAUUUUAAAUGGUGAAACUGGAGAAUUUUCAUGUUAUUUUCAAUACAUAGCAGUAUCUAAAGACAUAGGCCACGAGACUAGACCACAUUAAAUGCAUUUUGAUCUCUUUGA
Messenger RNA from Leopardus geoffroyi (Geoffroy's cat), 6172 nucleotides. It is a transcript of the gene KCNJ12, whose product is annotated as potassium inwardly rectifying channel subfamily J member 12. Gene Ontology annotation, molecular function: inward rectifier potassium channel activity. Gene Ontology annotation, cellular component: plasma membrane. NCBI's taxonomy places the organism in Eukaryota, Metazoa, Chordata, Mammalia, Carnivora, Felidae. Bases 728 to 2338 code for a protein of 536 amino acids. The transcript has 4 exons. Gene Ontology annotation, biological process: regulation of monoatomic ion transmembrane transport; potassium ion import across plasma membrane. The record is from RefSeq and is a predicted model, not a curated record.